Molecule: messenger RNA, 1203 nt
Organism: Gloeophyllum trabeum ATCC 11539
Lineage: Eukaryota; Fungi; Basidiomycota; Agaricomycetes; Gloeophyllales; Gloeophyllaceae
Product: chondroitin AC/alginate lyase
Exons: 6
Coding region: 1-1203 (400 amino acids)
Cellular component (GO): periplasmic space
Molecular function (GO): lyase activity
Source: RefSeq, a predicted model, not a curated record
AUGCUGCCCCCUAAUGGCAAUCCUCACGACUACCUCAGCUGGGCUCCGUAUCACUGGCCAGAUUGCAACUGGUGUAAUGCUAAGCAAGCUCGAGAGGAAUACCUGCGCAAUGCUUGGACGACGUGCCCUUACGCUGUCAGGGAUGGCAAGGUAAAUCCAGACGUACUGACGCUGACUGGCUCAAAGUCAAUGGUACACAUGUCUCAGUCCGUCCUGUACAACGCCAUAUCCUACGUCAUUCAGGGUGGCCAGUCGUUCUCCCAGCAAGCGUCUAGCUUUCUGGAUACGUUCUUUCUUGAACCUGCGACUUCCAUUAAUCCCAACGUCAACUUCGGACAACUGGUACGAGGCCCGGGGCCCAAAGGACGAAUCGGAACCUUUACAGGUAUCCUCGACUUGCGGGGCAUGGUCAAGGUAGUGAAUGCAAUUGCGAUGUUGAUGUACGCAAAGAGCCCCCACUGGACCGACCAAAAGCAUGCAGCCAUGCGGAAUUGGAUGGGGCAGUACCGAAGUUGGCUGGAAACUAGCAGUCUUGGAAAGGAGGUAGCUAGCAAGCCAAAUAAUCAUGCUAGUUUCUACAUAAGUCAGCUUGCGGUAACCAACAUCUACGUCGGGGAUCUCCAGAGGGCACAGGGUGUACUGCAAAAGUACUUCAACUCGACAUUCUCGGACCAAAUAGCAAUAUCCGGCGAGCAACCAUUUGAGGCCGUCCGCACGCGUCCGUUUCAUUAUCGAUGUUUCAAUCUGGAAGCAAUGAUAACAAACGCAAAACUAGGAGACGAGCUGGGGAUGAACUUCUGGAAAGCCAAGUCGAAGUACGGUGCUACCAUCCAAACAGCGGUGGACUACGCCAUGGCUCAGAAUCCCAAAGACGAGGACGUCACUGAGUUGGCGCCACAUGUUGCAGCUGUCGCAGCAGCAUACGGAGACCCGUCAGGAAAAUAUGCAGCCUUUCUUCGCAGGAUUGUACCGGACUAUCAGGGCCAACCAUUCUGGUAUUACGACCAGGCCCAAGCACUCCCGAACUCGCCUGGCGCACGAUCCUCCAACCCCUCGGCAGGUGACUCAUCUGGCGGGUCGCCUGUUUCAUUUCAGUGUCCGGCUGUGUUUGACCUGGGAGAGGAUGUCGAGAUCGACGACGGAGUGUUCGUUACUUGUGAUCAACUCCGACCAUUCUAUGAGCUGCCUCCCGUCGGCGCGUAA